Messenger RNA from Nylanderia fulva, 1110 nucleotides. RefSeq names its product NADH dehydrogenase (ubiquinone) complex I, assembly factor 6 homolog sicily (gene sicily). The record is from RefSeq and is a predicted model, not a curated record. Gene Ontology annotation, biological process: biosynthetic process. NCBI's taxonomy places the organism in Eukaryota, Metazoa, Arthropoda, Insecta, Hymenoptera, Formicidae.
UUAAAGAACCUACCUUCAUACGGUUAUUCUAUCGUGCAUUUUGUAAAAAAAAUUGUUCUUGUAUAACAAAUUACAACACGUAUCGCAAUAUUUGUCGUAAUAGGAAAUUUUAUUAUUCGAUGCUGUCAAUAUAAUCUCAAAUAUCAACUUUAAUAAAAUUCUUCAACUAUAACUAUGAAUAAAUUGUCGUCGAUUAUUGAACGAAAUGUGCGAUUGCAAUUAAGACGCCUAAAUACAGCAGUUACAAAAGAAAGACAAACAGCCGAAUAUUGUUUGCAAUUAGUUAGGAGAAAUGAUUACGAGAACUUUCUGUGCACAUUGUUACUUCCACAUAGUGUUAAAUCAGUGGCAUUUGCUAUACGAGCAUUUAAUGUCGAAGUGGCUCAAGUGGAGGAUCAAGUGAGCGACAAUAAGAUAGGAGCUAUGCGACUGCAAUUUUGGACAGAUGCUUUGAACAAUAUUUAUAACGAUCACCCUCCCAGAAAUCCUGUAUCACUGGAAUUACACAGGAUCCUCCAACGACAUAAGCUCUCUAAGCGUUAUUUCAAGCGUUUGAUCGACGCUCGCUUGAAUAAAUUAAGUAACUCGAUAUUCGUGGACUUGGAAUCACUCGAGAGGUACUGUGAUUAUACCGCAUCGUCGAUAUAUUAUUUGCUGUUGGAGGCGAAUGGUACAGCAAAUGUCAACGCAGAUCAUGCGGCCAGUCAUUUCGGCAAAGCACACGGUUUAAUCACCUCGAUACGGUCCGUACCGUAUAACGCUAGAAAACGAGUUAUUGUACUGCCGCAGGACGUUUUGCUGAGGAACAGCGUCUCCUCGGAAUCCAUUUUCCAGGGACAAUCGAGCGCUGGACUUCGAGACGCGAUGUUUGAAGUCGCGUCUUGCGCCAAACAACAUUUAAAAGUGGCAACGUCAAUUAAAAAGACAAUGGGAAAGGAUUUUAACGCGAUAUUUUUGCCGGCAGUUUGCGUGGAAAAUUAUUUAGAGGAAUUACGAAAAGUAGACUUUGAUGUUUUCCAUCCAACAUUACAAAGAAGAAAUGGUUUUCUUCCGUUACAAUUAUUUUGGAGAAAGAUAUGGUUUAGUAAUUAAAUAUUGAGAUACACUUAA